This is a messenger RNA of Aspergillus ibericus CBS 121593, 2775 nucleotides long. Its product is annotated as universal stress protein family domain protein. NCBI's taxonomy places the organism in Eukaryota, Fungi, Ascomycota, Eurotiomycetes, Eurotiales, Aspergillaceae. Bases 312 to 2507 code for a protein of 731 amino acids. The record is from RefSeq and is a predicted model, not a curated record. The transcript has 4 exons.
UCUCCAUCCUUCUCCGUUCUUGUCGCGUGCCUCUGGGUUCCAUCUCAGCGCCAACCCGGGGAACUUGCCUGCUCGGAACUGUCACGACUGACAAGAACCUCAAAACCUGGUUCAGCGAACGGGAGGGAACCUGGGGACACUGGAGGAGAGCAAGGUGUCAAGCAAACGAUCAUCACUCUCUCCACAUCUGAAAGCUGGGCAGAGCAGCUAGUCGCCGACUGAAUCACAUUAAUCAGUUAGCCCACGGUUAGUGCCUGGAACCCGCCCGCACAAAGCCAAAGACCGCGCGAGGCCAUACCCCACAGCCCGUCAUGCCGUACUAUAGCAGGAAACCCGCCCACAUGUCGCUGGAGACGGCCCUGGAGGAAGAACGCCGGGAGCUGCUGGAGGAGAUGGGCGAGGGUCCCUCGCCCGCCUCGUACCGGCGCCGGAGCCUGCUGGACAUCUCUCCGAGUCCCGGCUUCUUGCCCCCGCGGCAUGGCUCCAUCGCCGGCAUUGGCGUUGGCGUGACUUCCCCCUCGUCUUCGGCCGUCCGUCAUCCUAGUUCACACUACUCGUCCUAUUAUUCCUCGCCGUCUCCGCUUCCUUCAUCUUCACGCCGCUCCUCCACCAGUCCCUCUUCCACCGCGACUGCGACAACUUUCAACCUGACGCCGGCAACCCCAACCACGCCUCAACCAUCCCCUCGCACCACGACUACGGCAACCACCACGUCCGCCGUGGCGCCCCCUUUACCUUCUGCGCAGAGGAAAGGCUCCGUCCAAUCCGACGGGUCUGUUUCCCCCACCCGAUCCACCGACUUGGUGUCAGGCGACAAGGAAAAGUCCGGAGACAACAACACCAACAACGGCACCAGCAGCGAACCCAAAAUUAAGCCGGAACACAAGUCUGGCCCCAGCAUCCGCUGGGAUUCGUCCACCGACAUGCCGCCCAGCGUCGCCAACCGCAAUGCAUCCAGACGCACUGCUCAGCCGCAGGAGAAGUCAUCCAAUCGGCUGCCAAGCAUGGCGGCGGUGAUGUCGGGGCUCGACUUGAAAGUCGGAUUCCCGAGUUUUGUCAGAGGUAGAGACUCCAGCCGGAGCAACUCCACGCGGGGAGCAUCCCUGGAUUCACGGGUCUCUUCACUCCGACCGGGUCGCUCCAACUCCCCGAAACGCCGCUGGCUGAGCCCCAAUGCGCGUGGCCAGGUCGCCGAUCCGGGGAAACCUGUGGUGGCCAUGAAAAAAGACACCAGCCCUCCGACGAAUAUGACCAAAGAACCCAGUCCGGAAUCCCGCCCUGGGUCCCCAGAAGUGGAAGCCAAGUCGUCAGCUCCAGGUGAGGCGCGACUGGAGAAAGAUCAUUUUGACAAUGAGAACAAUCCGAUUGAGACCAGCGACGAGGAUGUCGGCGAAUCUACCUCCAGUGAUGACGAGGCCGGUCAUGAGGACGACUCGGAAGUCAAGCGUGGCAGGAAGAAAACCGUCGACAAAGAACCCCCCACCAACACUGGCCAAAAGCAACCUACUACCACGAAGACUGCGCCUGUAUUCCGUUCAGAUAAUGACUUAACCGGAAAGGCAGAGUUGAUGCACACUGCAAAACAAGGCCCAGUGCCGAAGAAGCCUGAUGUCCAUCCACGGACAAGCUUCGACUCGGCCUCGGCGACCAACACUCCGUUCGGAUCUGAGGAUGAAGCUGAGCUGUGCGAUAUCAAGCGGGCCCAGAAAUUGGGCAUUCAAAUGUCCGCUAUCGACAGUACCGUUCAACAUCGAUCCAUCCGGACCAUCAUCCGCGGAGACUACACCGAUCUGCAGGAAGAGACGGAGGGCAGCCGCCGACGGCAACGCAAGUACCUCGUUGCCACAGACUUGAGUGAGGAAUCAGUGUAUGCGUUAGAGUGGACGAUCGGAACUAUCUUGCGCGACGGAGACACCAUGUAUGCGGUCUGCGCCAUGCACGAUGAGACGGCUACACCGGCAUCGGUGCAAAUUGGUGACGGGGCCAAGGCGAUGCAAGAUGCGGCGGCCGUGGUCGGCUCGCAGACAGCAGAGACGGCAGAAAAGGCCCAGAAUGAUUCGAACUCCCAUCUUCCCCGCGCGCUCUUUGGUCGUCUGGGAUCGGACAGCAAGCCGGGCUCAGUCGAUGCUCGAGGCAUGUCCAAGGCCGAGUCGGAACGCGUCCAUGCCGUCGAGGUUAUUUCCCAAACCUGCGUUCGGCUUUUGCGGAAGACGCUGCUCCAGGUCCGCGUGGCCGUCGAGGCGAUCCAUUGCAAGAGCCCGAAGCACAUGAUCACCGAAGCUAUUGACGGACUCGAUCCAACAUUGGUGAUCGUCGGUGCGAGAGGCCGCAGCGCACUCAAGGGCGUCCUCCUCGGCUCCUUUUCCAACUACCUGGUCAUGCACUCCUCCGUUCCCGUAAUGGUUGCCCGCAAAAAGCUGAAGCAAACCAAAAACAAGAAAACGACCGUCCGCCUCUCCAACAACCUAACCACGCCUAAGAAACUAGCCCUAGCAAAGAUCGACUAGAAAAUGUUCCCUCCUUCCUCCCUCCUCCCUUUCUCCUUUCUUUUCUCCUCCUUGCCUUUAAUCCUUACGAUACCGAUUCAUGGCGGUCCGGCGCAUAGGCAUUUUAUGGUCGAAAUCUGAUUAUUCCUUAUUUCCAUCCAAGUUGUUCGCUUUCUUCGCUUCUGAACAUGUAUGAUUAGGAUUCUUUCUGACGACGGACGGAUAUGAUGAACUACAUUAUUAGCUCUAAAAAUUAAAAAUUAAUGACACCUUUUUGCUGAGAAGAUUA